AUGGAAACAUUCACCUUGCACAAUAUGCUCAUAAAUUCCACUGAUAUUUACAAACUAUUAUGCGGCCUUGGAAUAAAGAACGAUUCAGAUUGCUAUGGUGAAGUGGACUUGCAACCGGAGUUGAAAGAUGCAAACCAGACGGUGCGGAUCGUGCUAUACAGUGUGAUCUUCCUCCUGAGUGUGCUGGGCAACACCUUGAUCAUCACUGUGCUGGUGCGAAACCAGCGCAUGCGAACUGUCACCAACCUAUUCCUCCUGUCACUGGCUGCUAGCGACCUCAUGCUCUGCAUUUUCUGCAUGCCCUUCACUCUCAUUCCCAACGUCAUGCGCAACUUCGUCUUCGGCAGCGGCAUGUGCAAGGUGGCCAUGUACUUCAUGGGCAUCUCAGUGACAGUGUCUACUUUCAAUCUGGUGGCUAUCUCACUGGAGCGCUACAGCGCCAUCUGCAAUCCACUCAGCUCUAGGACUUGGCAGACCAAGUCUCACGCCGCCAAGGUCAUCUCUUCCACCUGGGUUCUCUCCUUCCUGCUCAUGCUGCCUUACCCUAUCUUCAGCACCCUGGUACCUCUCAAACAUGACAACAACAGCACAGGAAACAUGUGCCGGCUCGUAUGGCCCAGCGACGUGAUUCAGCAGUCCUGGUAUGUGUUCCUUCUGCUGCUCCUCUUCCUGGUUCCAGGCAUAGUCAUGAUGACAGCCUAUGGGCUCAUUUCCCUGGAACUUUACAGGGGAAUUAAAUUUGAUACUAUGAACAGGAAAAGCAAUAGAGAGAGACAGGCUGCCAUAGGAAGCCUGAAGCCCAGCGAUGGAGACGGCUGCUACUUACAGCCUUUUAAGAAGGAUCAGCUACACUUGCAGCAGUCAAGACAACCCAACCCCCAGGGGGUGGUCGCAUCUGACAGCAACAAGCCCAAGCUUAGCCGUGUAUGUAGUAACAGCUCUACAGCUAACUUAAUGGCCAAGAAGAGGGUUAUCCGUAUGCUCAUUGUAAUCGUUAGCCUCUUCUUCCUUUGCUGGACUCCGGUUUUUACUGCCAACGCCUGGCGGGCUUUUCACCAGCACUCUGCCAUCCAGCUGCUGUCAGGGGCUCCCAUAUCCUUCAUCCAUUUGCUGUCCUACACCUCUGCUUGUGUCAACCCCAUCAUUUACUGCUUCAUGAAUAAGCGCUUCCGCCUGGGCGUCCUUGCCACCUUCAGUUGCCGUGACCGCCUCCCACCUGGACACCUUAACCAUGGGCCCACCACAUUCCGAGAGACAGAUGAUAAUGGCACCUUCACACGCCUCACAUACAGUAGUAUACGUGAUUAUGCCCAGGCAUAA
Brienomyrus brachyistius is the source of this 1320-nucleotide messenger RNA. RefSeq names its product cholecystokinin A receptor (gene cckar). The record is from RefSeq and is a predicted model, not a curated record. Bases 1 to 1320 code for a protein of 439 amino acids. Gene Ontology annotation, biological process: neuropeptide signaling pathway. The transcript is spliced from 5 exons. Gene Ontology annotation, cellular component: membrane. Gene Ontology annotation, molecular function: gastrin receptor activity; neuropeptide receptor activity. Lineage: Eukaryota; Metazoa; Chordata; Actinopteri; Osteoglossiformes; Mormyridae.